Meleagris gallopavo (turkey) is the source of this 635-nucleotide messenger RNA. NCBI's taxonomy places the organism in Eukaryota, Metazoa, Chordata, Aves, Galliformes, Phasianidae. The record is from RefSeq and is a predicted model, not a curated record.
UUAUUUGCCACCUUCCCUGCAUGAAUGGAGGCCAGUGCAGUUCUAGAGAUAAAUGCCAGUGCCCUCCUAAUUACACCGGCAAACUUUGCCAGAUCCCUGUGCAGAAUGGCAAUACUCCAAAACUGUACCAUCACCCACAACAAAUGAAUAAGGCUGUAGGAUCACAGAUUAUCCACUCAACUCAUACUUUACCACUGACAAUGUCUGGACAGCAAGGUGUAAAAGUGAAGUUCCCUCCUAACAUAGUGAAUAUCCAUGUGAAACAUCCUCCUGAAGCUUCAGUUCAGAUCCAUCAAGUUUCAAGAAUUGACAGUGCAUCAACAGGACAAAAAUCGAAAGUACCUCAGCCAGGACAUCCACAGGUCUCUUACCAAGGUCUUCCAUAUCAGAAGACCCAGAAAGGACAUGCUACUUACACAAAUCAACAACCCAUUCCUCAUGUGUUUCCUGUUUCAGUUAAAACUCAGCUUGGACGCUGCUUCCAGGAGACUAUUGGAACACAGUGUGGCAAAGCACUUCCUGGCCUUUCAAAGCAAGAAAGACUGCUGUGGAACCGUGGGUACUUCCUGGGGUUUUAACAAAUGCCAGAAAUGUCCCAAGAAGCCAUGUAAGUGUUUCUUUGUUGUUAUUCUCCA